Molecule: messenger RNA, 966 nt
Organism: Volvox carteri f. nagariensis
Lineage: Eukaryota; Viridiplantae; Chlorophyta; Chlorophyceae; Chlamydomonadales; Volvocaceae
Exons: 1
Coding region: 1-966 (321 amino acids)
Source: RefSeq, a predicted model, not a curated record
AUGAAGCACCCAGGAGGGCCCCGACCUGUAGGAUUGCCCAUUCCGUGUGGCCAUGUGGCCGUGUGGCCGUGUGGCCGUGUGGCCGUGUCGCCGUGUGGCCGUGUGGCCGUGUGGCCGUGUGGCCGUGUGGCCGUGUGGCCGUGUGGCCGUGUGGCUGUGUGGCCGUGUGGCCGUGUGGCCAUGUGGCCGUGUGGACAUGUGGCCGUGUGGCCGUGUGGCCGUGUGGCCGUGUGGCCGUGUGGCCAUCUGGCCAUGUGGCCGUGUGGCUGUGUGGCCCUGUGGCCGUGUGGCCGUGUGGCCAUGUGGCCAUGUGGCCGUGUGGCCGUGUGGCCAUGUGGCUGUGUGGCCGUGUGGCCAUGUGGCCAUGUGGCCGUGUGGCCGUGUGGCCAUGUGGCUGUGUGGCCGUGUGGCCAUGUGGCCAUGUGGCCGUGUGGCCGUGUGGCCGUGUGGCCGUGUGGCCGUGUGGCCGUGUGGCCGUGUGGCCGCGUGGCCGUGUGGCCGUGUGGCCGUGUGGCCGUGUGGCCGUGUGGCCAUGUGGCCGUGUGGCCGUGUGGCCAUGUGGCCGUGUGGCCAUGUGGCCGUGUGGCCGUGUGGCCGUGUGGCCGUGUGGCCGUGUGGCCGUGUGGCCGUGUGGCCGUGUGGCCAUGUGGCCAUGUGGCCGUGUGGCCGUGUGGCCGUGUGGCCGUGUGGCCCUGUGGCCCUGUGGCCCUGUGGCCCUGUGGCCCUGUGGCCCUGUGGCCCUGUGGCCCUGUGGCCCUGUGGCCCUGUGGCCCUGUGGCCCUGUGGCCCUGUGGCCCUGUGGCCCUGUGGCCCUGUGGCCCUGUGGCCCUGUGGCCCUGUGGCCCUGUGGCCAUGUGGCCAUGUGGCCAUGUGGCCAUGUGGCCGUGUGGCCAUGUGGCCGUGUGGCCAUGUGGCCAUGUGGCCAUCGAUGCAGGCAGCCCUCGAGACCCGACUUGUUUUUCCUAA